Molecule: messenger RNA, 1536 nt
Organism: Mycena indigotica
Lineage: Eukaryota; Fungi; Basidiomycota; Agaricomycetes; Agaricales; Mycenaceae
Product: ATP-synt-DE-N domain-containing protein
Exons: 6
Coding region: 1-1536 (511 amino acids)
Cellular component (GO): nucleus
Source: RefSeq, a predicted model, not a curated record
AUGUCGGAAUUCGUCCUUGUGGACCCUCGCGGAUGGGAGUAUGACUUGGCCUCUGUUUAUUCCGCAUAUAUGGGCUAUUUCGAAUCCCACAACAUUGCUUGGUAUGAACGGUCUUGGGGGCAUCUGUUUUCUAGUUUCGAAGAAUUCGUCGCAUUUUCGUGGCCCGUCAUUACUGUCACCGACGUUUGGACAGGUAAAGCGCACAUUGUUACUCGCCUUACUUCUAUCGGCGCGUUUUUGAAGAUGAUAAAAACGCGGUUUGGCGAAACCCUCCCCCAAGCCCCCAAUAUUCUUCAAGUAACGCCAUUCGAAACAUCGUCUCGUCACCUCCGAACCGUUUCUGAUUAUGCGACCUAUAAGAAACUUCAUUCGACUCUGCCUGCCACAAUUCUCUCUGCUUUGAAACUGCGUGUACGCGCUGGCGAACCGAAAGCCAUCCAGCAGCUUUGGGCAUCGCGUGAUCAUACUUUCUUGGCCAUCGAUUUUGAAUGGAGUGAGAGGAACGAGAAAAGCUGUUUGGAGUGGGGAUACGCCGCAGUCCGGUGCGGAGUAUGUUAUUUCUAUUCGUCUGAACAUAUUUUGAUGUUUUUCCACAGCAUCUUGAAGCGUACGUUGUUACUCUUUCUUUUGACACUGAUCAUAUACCUCAACUCGAGUGUUGGUCACUGGCCGCCUAUUCCCGAUGCAAACUACCGCAAAGGGCAUUAUAUCGUAGGCGACUAUGUUGACAAAGUCGUUAACAAACAUUGCCCUACUCAUCCGUGGCAAUAUUCUUUUGGCGAAAGUCAAGUAUGCCCCAAGGGAAAGCUACCACAGAUCAUCCAGGCCGUGAUCAGUAGUCUUUCCAGCCCAGACUCUGAGACGGUUCCAAAUACACUUGUUCUGGUUGGGCAUGGGAUACACGGAGAUCUGACACGCAUGGAGGAGAUGAAGUUGCGACUUCCACAUAAUAUGCUUAUUGUGGACACGGCGGUAUUCGAGCGUGCGCUGUUUGCUGCCGGUCAUCGGGGGGCUAUGGUUGACCCCCAUGGAUCAACGCCCGGUAAUACCAAGGGGCGUUCAUCAGGCUCGACGCUCAGUCUCGAAAACCUUCUACGGUCUCUUCCCGCACCAGCUCCAACAACAGGCCAGCCACCUAAUCCGGCCGCCAAUUUUACGCAACAAGCAACUGGCCCGGGGUUAUUUCCGCAGCUCGGUGCCAUGAUUCCAGGUGUGUUGAUGCACAAUUCUGGCAAUGACGCGUUUUUGUGUCUCUACGCCUUGCAACUGCUUUUGCAACCAGACGGAGUUGAAGCGCCAGCUCCCAAAAAGGUAGCCCGGCCUAUUUCGUGGUCGGCCCCUGUCUCUAUGGGUUAUUUAUCAACACCGACGGGCACCGGAGGGCUCGCAGCAGACUUUUCUGCGAUGACAAUUCAUGCUGCAAGACACCGCUCUCACUCACCCGCACCAAUGCUCGCUGUCAACAACACGAGUAAGAGCUCACGAAGAGCGAGUCUGCAACCGACAGGGGACGGAUGGUCUGCUCGCCGUGGAUAG